GUAAAACAGACAAACACUGGGGAAUCGCUGUACUUUACAUCAAGUUUUCCGGACGGCUGAUGGUGAUUUAAUUCUUACUAAGUGGAUGACCGGUGUCUUACAUCGUUCAAACACAGGAGCGACAGAUCUUUCAGCGUCACGCAGUCGAGAUCAAAGCGCCUUCUGAGAGCCAGCGAGAUGGACAUUUCAGGGGACAAGGUUCCUCGGCGGCCCCUGGCCAAACUGAUGUUCUACCUGCGCGCGGUGGCGCACUGUGUGGACAUCGAGGACUUGUGUGACGUUCGGAGAUGGACGGAUUUCCCUCACUAUCACCUGUUGACGGGGCAGGAGGCGGACGGUGUGGCCCGCCUGUGUUUUGUCCUGUCCCCGGACGUCCUCCAGUUAAAGUGUCUCAAAGAAAACGAUUCCAACCGCGGGGGCUUUGACACGGUGUUCUAUGACAGUGACUACGCCAAAACACGGUGGGAUCACGCGGUGUCGGACAGCAUCACAUUGCAGGGUAGCGUCCUCCGUGUUACGAGGGUAAUGGAGUGUAGAACAGAUUGGUUACAGGAGUUUUAUUACCAACCAAUUAAGCACUAUGAGCAUGUAAUGGAGGGCGCUAAAAUGACUUUCAGACUCGAGUCUUCUUCGCCAAGACUUGCCAGGAAUUCACAGACAACAUAUGGCACGUUCUGUACAGCGAGCUGUGUGUGACGAACGUGUUCGAACGAUUACCGGGUACCUCCUCAUGUCAUACUGGCAGUCCAAGAUUCUCUGUGGGUCUGAGUGUGUAUAAAUUAGCAUUUUGUACUUUUUUAUCAUUCAGAUGUUUUGUAUCCACCUUUUGUCUGUUUUAUUCAUACAAUGAUUUUCAAAGUGUGUUCAACAAAGUUGUUAUUCAUUAAAAAUUCAUCAUUA
This is a messenger RNA of Magallana angulata, 900 nucleotides long. RefSeq lists its product as uncharacterized. NCBI's taxonomy places the organism in Eukaryota, Metazoa, Mollusca, Bivalvia, Ostreida, Ostreidae. The coding region runs from base 178 to 696 and encodes 172 amino acids. The record is from RefSeq and is a predicted model, not a curated record. The transcript has 2 exons.